AUGAUUUACUCGUUUUAUAUCUACACACGCAAUGGAUCGUGUCUAUACCAAAAGAAAUGGCACGAUGGAAAAAGUGUCAAAUAUUCUGAUCCAGAAGAAGAAAAACGUCUAUUAUUUGGUCUCCUAUUCUCGCUCAAGGAAUUUGUGGGGAAAAUUGCACCCGUGUCUUCAAUGAUGUCGACUACAGACUUGUAUGGGACAACAAAACUUGUGGCAGCGGGCAUACCGGAAGGAAUGCAGAGAUAUCAGACCAAUUCAUACACGUGUCAUCAAUAUGAAACACCAAGUGGUCUGCGGUUUGUGAUGAUGACGGACAACUAUGUGGGGGACAUGACCCCUACACUUAAGUAUAUCUACGGACAGAUUUAUGUGGAGACAGUUGUCAACAAUCCGCUAAGUGACACCAAGAACGGUAAACCAAUUACUAGUCAACUUUUUCGAGCACAAUUUGCCCAGUAUUUGGAAAGCCAGCCAUGCUUUAGAUAG
Molecule: messenger RNA, 486 nt
Organism: Peronospora belbahrii
Lineage: Eukaryota; Oomycota; Peronosporomycetes; Peronosporales; Peronosporaceae
Source: the annotation of a GenBank genome assembly